Molecule: messenger RNA, 1519 nt
Organism: Stegodyphus dumicola
Lineage: Eukaryota; Metazoa; Arthropoda; Arachnida; Araneae; Eresidae
Molecular function (GO): protein binding
Source: RefSeq, a predicted model, not a curated record
UGCUAUGAAUAUUGUGUGUGAUGCUUGCCGUCAAGUUGGCCAGAUUCAUAAUCUGCCCUCUGUAAACAGUAUUCAAGUAUCCUCGAAAGCCAAAAAUCACUUGGGUUAAAGUCGGGUGAACGUGGCUUUCACGCUGUUGGAAAAUGGAUGUUAUUCUAAUAAGCAGUCAGCAGCUGCUUCACACAAGUAGGAAUAUGAGGAUGACGCCAUCUUGCAUGAUUGUGCAAUCCACACGCUGACGCUACUAAAGUGUCGCAAAAAUGUUUUAUGCAUAAAUGUUUCAUACCGCUUGCCAGUAACGGUGCAUGUACCGGGACUCGCAAGUGUGAUCUUGAAGAAAAAAGAGCCAACGACAAACGCUGCCAUUAUUUUGCACACGCAGUGAUCUAAUUAUUAAUAAUGACUAAUUUAUUCACUUUUAAACUAAUGGCCAUUUUAUUUGUUUCAUUUUUAAGGACGAAGAAGGACAAACAGUGCUGCAUUUCGCUGCUGCUCGAGUACAUCCGGACGGCAGCCUCUAUGCACUUUUGAGUCAUGCUGAAGUCUUGUUGGGGGAAAGAGAUUCUUUGUACCGCACAUGUUGGGAUGUUGCUGAUGAAGCUGGACAGCAAGAAAAUACCGCUACCAUCGACAGAUACGUGCUAGAUGCUUUUCUGCAGCAGCGUUAUUCUUUUAUACAGAUGCUGAAACAUGAUGGAUAUGACCACAUGUUACAGAUUAAGGACAAUAUCGGCAGGGAUAUUGAAACAAUAUUCGAAGAGUUAAAGAUGCACUCUAACUCUUCUUUUCUGAGGAAUAUUACUGACUUUGUGAGAAGAAGAGAAGACCUGCAUGGUUAUAUCAGAAAUAGCUACUUGGAAGGCACUUGCCGACUCAUUAGAUCAGAUAACACACUUGUCACUGCAAAAAGCCAGAGAGCGAGAUGCGCUCUUCACGUGGCUGUGCUUUUCGAACAUAUUGGUGUUAUUCAGGCGUUGGUCAAAGCCAACUCAUCCGCAGUACAUGUGUCUGAUAAUUUGGGCAGAACUCCUCUUCAUUAUGCAAUGGCCACAAAGAAAGUAGAUAAAAUUUCGAACAUACUUGUUAAAGCGGGUGCUUUAAGGACCACUAAAGAUGUAAAAAUGAGGUCUCCUAGCUACUUCUUUAUCUAUAAAGAAGAAAUACAAAGGAUAUAUGAAGAAGAACUUCGUCUUGCUUGACUUAACUUGCUCAGUCAGAACUUUCGUAGAACUAUAAAAUAUUGCCUUGGGUGAAAAACAAUUUCUACCUUCCGAAAUUUUAUGCUUUUCUUGAAUACUAUGUACAGUAAAAUUUCCUAUGGAAUAAGAAAUUAUACUGUAUGAAGAAGCCUUUUAACCUUCGAAACUUUGCGUGUGCUUUCAUGUCAUUUUCUAAAUCAUGUUUUCUUAUUGAGCUAUUCUCAGAUUUCAGAAUUUCAGCAUAUCAAUGUAUAGUUGAUGUAAAUUAUUCAUCCUUGUUACAGUUUUUAUCUGAUUAAGUAAUAAAUCAUUAACUUUUU